This is a messenger RNA of Ceratotherium simum simum (southern white rhinoceros), 1086 nucleotides long. The record is from RefSeq and is a predicted model, not a curated record. NCBI's taxonomy places the organism in Eukaryota, Metazoa, Chordata, Mammalia, Perissodactyla, Rhinocerotidae.
AUGCCUGAAUGUGCCGUCACUCCACCAGCGCAGCAGGAUAUUGAAGAAUCACAAAACCACACUGGUGAGCCUGUUGGAGAUGACUACAAAAAGCUGGGAACGCUUUUUGGUGAACUGAACAAAAGCCUCCUCAACAUGGGCUUCACAAGGAUGUAUUUUGGCGAAAGAAUUGUGGAACCAGUAAUCGUCAUCUUCUUUUGGGUCAUGCUGUGGUUCCUUGGCCUGCAAGCCCUGGGACUGGUCGCUGUUCUUUGCCUCGUCAUUAUUUAUGUGCAACAGUAAAAUAUGGUCAAAUGAGCUGUCGUUUGAUGUUUGGUAGCCAUAUACGUCAUUGGUGAAGUUAUAUAUUUCACUACAUGAAAGCUGAAAGGUUUGCUUUGUUUCAAAUUGUGUGCUGUUUUGUAACUAAAUUUAUGAGUGGAUGUUGUUUAAAAUUAAACUCAACUCUUGAUUAUAACAGGGUUGAAUAUACAUUUUGUAGCUUAUUCAAAAUUCUUGUUUUACUACUGUGAUCUGUGCCCACUCUUAAACACCCUAUUCCCGUGCCAAAACUUAAAUUACACCACCAAAAAGUGAGCAGGGAAAAUAACAGGAUAUGGAACUCAAAUUGGGCAAUAUAGGUCUUGUAAAGAGCUCCAAUAAAACAUUUUAGAAGAAGGAUGAAACAAGGAACUAAAAGUAAGUUUUAAUUGGAGAAUUACUCCCCACCCACCCCCACCAAAUAACUCCAUAUUAUUUAGGAAAUAAUUUGGAUUUCUAUUGUCCCUGCUUAGCUCAGACCAAUGUAAAUGAUAAUUACUAUACACUACCUUAAUAUUUUUAUGAAAACCAGUAAAGCUAGCACAUUUUCUAAAGAUUGAAAAGAAUAUAUUUAUUAUUGCUGAGGAAACUUCCCAAGUUAAAUGUAACUUUUUUAUAAUGUAACACUUGGCCUAGAAUCAUUUCAGUAUAUCAUUUGAAGUUUUAGACAAUUUUGGUGCUAAUUACUCUUUGUGAAUUUUUAAGGUCUCAGAAGCCAGGUCCGUAGUUGGCUGCACCCCAUGGUAAUGCUGUAUUUUCUUGUAUCUAACAAAUUGCAUAUUUUUU